Molecule: messenger RNA, 2306 nt
Organism: Frankliniella occidentalis (western flower thrips)
Lineage: Eukaryota; Metazoa; Arthropoda; Insecta; Thysanoptera; Thripidae
Product: gastrula zinc finger protein XlCGF57.1-like
Exons: 3
Coding region: 647-2122 (491 amino acids)
Cellular component (GO): nucleus
Source: RefSeq, a predicted model, not a curated record
AUUUUGGUUUGCAUUAUUCGUGUAAUAAAGUAAUGUGUGGACAACACAAUUGUCUCUUUUUAUCAUGACUUAUUGGAAAAGUUGGAGUAUAUUGUUAUGAAUGACAGAAACUUAACACCAAAUGCAUACUUUGUGACUCUACUAGAGAACGCGUGGCGUGGGUGUGGGGGUCCUAUCCAUAUCCCAUCACCUUGAGAAGCUCUAUCAAUCGUGGUGCGACUUAAAGAUUCGUAAGAAAAGCGGGAAUGAAAAACUUUUUUCCCUAUGGUACUUCCGGUUCCGGAGGGGUCAGUCAGCUUGUCGGUGUAUGAAAAUUUACUGGCUACGUAAGAGUUAGUUCUGGCUGUCGUCUCUGUUGAAGCAAAGGCGGUAUUUUUGUUGAUGUUUGUUUUUGUAUUUUUAACGCAAAACUUGAAAUCCGAACGUCUGACACAAGCUGUUUCUAGUUUUCUGCACUUGUGGCCUCAACACUUCUCUGGAUAUUUGUGACGUGGCAAGCUACGCAAAAUGUACGAAUUGGUGAUGCUGGUGCUGUAGUUUUGCGCUUGUGGUCGUCUUGUCAAGAUAUGACUUGAUAUGAUGAUUUGAAUCCUGUUUGUGUACACACGGUAGUCAGGCAAAAGAUUCGUCUCUUAAGUUAUUAAGAAUGAAACUGAGGCAGACUCGAGCUAGAAUCGAAGCAAGUGUCAAUGUGAAGCCUUCAAAACGAAAACGAUUUGAGAAGGUGAGAUCUUCAGAUGGAUUGAUGCAAGAAGCAGACGAGGAUAUUUCAUUUGAAAACAUCUCUCCAUUUUCUCCUCAUCCUACACAACCCCAAACGGAAAACAACCGAUCAGUAAACAAAUUAGAAAAUAAUGAUUUGUCAGGUGAUGCCAAAACAUCAGAUGAUUCUGAUGAUAAUGAUGACGUUGAGUGGGAGCUUCAAAGAAAAUUGAAAGCAAUCCGUUCAUCAAGAGAAUAUAUUGAAAAGACAGCCAAGGACAUUGCCCGUAAGGCAUUAAUCAGAAAACCAUUUUUGAAAGAGAACUUUUAUGACAUUGACUUAUCAGAUAUAGUGGAUGAUGAAAGUAUGAUUGAUCAAGUUGAAGAAGUCUUAAAUUUGUUUCCUAUUCAGUUUAUGAAAGCCUACUGUAGAUAUGUGUUUGAAGAGCAAAAUAAAGAUAAAACUGAAUUGGUUUUAAAAAAAAGUAGGUGCAAAUGGCGCCUCUUCUUGGUUAAGGAUGAUAUAGACACAUGUGCAAUUUGUAGAAAAGACUGGAAACAGUCAAAAAAGUUGGAACAUUUGAAGGAACAUGGAGGUCCUACUGGCUUUAAUUGUGUCUGUGGUAAGAAUUUCAAGAACAUAGCAAGCUUUUACACUCAUUUAACUAGAGUCCAUUCUGGUGAAUGUUAUCGUUGCCCAUAUUGUAAUGCAAACUUUGCUAGUGCUGAACUUAUUGAAAAACAUUUGAAGACUGAUCACCAUGAAAAUCAUAGGUACACAUGUACAAUUUGCAAGAAGGGUUAUGACAAAGAUACUGUGUUUCUGGAACACAUAAAUUCUCACACUGGUCUCAGGCCUCAUCAGUGUUCUGAAUGUGAGAAAAAAUAUCGCUCUGCCAACGACUUGAGAGAGCACCGUAGACGUCAUAAUUCAUCAGUAACACAAGUUGUUUGCCCUGUUUGUAAAAAGGAAUUUGUGAGCCAAAAGUUAUUAAAUACUCAUUCUCUUAUUCAUGGUGAGAAGAGAAAGUACAUUUGCAACAUCUGUGCAAAGUCAUACAAGACCAAACAAAAUUUGGUCAAUCAUCAGAGCUUUCAUAGGACUGAGAAGUCCUUUACUUGCAGCGACUGUGGCGAGGCAUAUACCUCAAAAAAUAGUUUAAAUAAUCAUUUUCGGAAAAGAAAACAUGGCCCACACUCUGUGAAUAAUGAAGGUGAGGAUGUGGUAGCUCCUAAUGACAAUAUGACAGCUAAUGUAAACGGUGAUAGUGAGAAAUCUUUUGAAUCUGUUGAAGUGGAAAUGUCUGAAUUUUAUCCCUCUGAAAUCAACAAGCAACCAUUGGUUUUGGGAAAGCGGAUUGUGGCAGAUGACGUGGAGAAUGAUAGUGAUGAGGAGACUGGUCUCUUUAUUUGUUUAUGAUAAUAUUAAUUCCUGAAUGCCUUUCUCCAAAGGCAAUGGGAAGAGGGUACUAUUUGAGAGGACUUCUGUUUUCCGCAAUUUUGCAAUUCUCUUGAAAAUUUGGUGCAUGUAUUUGUCUCGUCUCCUUCACCACAAGUAAGGUUUUGUUUUGUUAUUGCCAAAUAAAUUAAUUUGUCAAAUUGGU